UCGCUCUAUAAAACCAAACCUGCUCUUUUUCUUUGGUCGCUAUAGCAAAAUUAUACUAAUAACAAGAGAAAUGGAGGGUCUAAUUCCGUUAGUAUACAAAGCCGUCAUGCAAAUCCGUUACGGUAACGAGUCGCAGCAACUUUCUUCAUCUUACUACGUUCGUCUUCCGGGCGAUUCGGGUCGGUUCGGAAGAUCCGAUUUCGAUGUAUCGGGUCUCGGAUCUUCUUCCAAUACGGCGUCAUCGUCGACGACCACUACUACGUUUGCUGUUUACACGGGAGUCCAAUCACCCGUUUCUCGUCAGGUUGUCACGUGAUUCACACGCGCUUCACAAGGAACCUGAAGAUGCGUGUGAGGGAAGGGUUCGUGACUUUUGUUUUGUGUGUUUAGUUUUUCUUUAUGCGUUAGGCUUGGACCGGUUUAAUAAACCUGAUGUAAUAAUUCGGUUUGGGAGAUUGAUUUUCUCUAAGCGUAGGCUUUCGCCCAAAAGGGUGGUCUCGUGGCAUUUGAUUUGUGUGUUUCUGUUAAUUGUAUAAAAUUUAUAUAAAUAUUUAGUUUACUCUGAACAAUUAUGUGAAAUGAUUGUUAAUU
Messenger RNA from Arabidopsis lyrata subsp. lyrata, 591 nucleotides. RefSeq lists its product as uncharacterized. The transcript has a single exon. The record is from RefSeq and is a predicted model, not a curated record. The coding region runs from base 71 to 316 and encodes 81 amino acids. NCBI's taxonomy places the organism in Eukaryota, Viridiplantae, Streptophyta, Magnoliopsida, Brassicales, Brassicaceae.